CUUCACAACCAGCCAGAAAACUGCAAGGAAGGGGAAGCGUGUUUGGAGCUGGAAGAGAAGAAGAAGAGGAAGAAGAAGAAGAGGAAGAGGAAGCAGCAGCAGCAGCAUCACCACAGAUCCCCUCUCCAGCCUCUUUAGCUGUCUGACCUUUAACCUUAUGGACUAGAUUCCUCCUCUGGUGAAUUCUUCACUGUGGGAUCCUUUUUCUUUUUCUUUUUGUUUGUUCAACACAUCAAGAUGCAGGCACAGUUGGCGUGUAUUUUUCUCCUCUGUUUCACAUGUGGUGGACUUUGUACAGAUGUCGACGAGGAUCAGCGAGCGCUGGAAGAGGAGCUAAUCAGCAGUCUCUUCACUUCUAAGAAUAAGCAGAGUGCCCCCUACUGGCGCGUGUCGCUGGUCAAGAUGUGCAGGAUGGUGAACGGCCUGCGGCAGGAGGCGAGGAGCAGCGAGGAGCAGGAGGGCGGCGAGCUGAGGGAGGGGAGCCUCCAGCUGCUGGAGGAGCUAUACAACCUGCAAAUCAUCUGUGGAGCACUGCAGAGCCGGGAGGAGAGGCUACUCCACGACUCUCAAGAAUAUUUAGAGGAGAACAGUGACACCCCGCUGAAACGAAAAUCCCCCUACAUCCUGAAGAGGCAAGCGGCGCACACCACCAAGUCCCGGAGGCCGUACAUCUUGAAACGGAGUACGAUUUACUGACGACCAUCCCAGAGGCCGAGGUUACAUUUUAGGGGACCAGACAAUAUUCUUUCUGUGAACAUGUGAUUGUGUUUUUUUUUUAUUUCUCUCUUCUUGUAGCUGCAAUGUUUUCUUUUUCUUUUCCCGUUGUUGUUUUGAUCCAGUCAGACCCUUCGAUUGUAUGUCCAGCAUUGAGGCCUGCCUGUAUUCUGCUCCUUUCAAGUAUAGGUCCUGAAAAUAAAAUCCUGAGCAUCAAGCAAAUUUGUGUAUUUCUGAGAAACUAUAUUUAUUUACUCUAUUUCUUCACUGCACACUAAGUCUAUUUUGUUUCAGGAUAUGAUUAAAGGAUUCAUGAUACAAAACCAGUGUGAUGUGACUAUCUGUUCU
Messenger RNA from Sebastes umbrosus (honeycomb rockfish), 1062 nucleotides. RefSeq names its product neurotensin (gene nts). Gene Ontology annotation, molecular function: neuropeptide hormone activity. The coding region runs from base 238 to 696 and encodes 152 amino acids. Gene Ontology annotation, cellular component: extracellular region. Lineage: Eukaryota; Metazoa; Chordata; Actinopteri; Perciformes; Sebastidae. The transcript is spliced from 4 exons. The record is from RefSeq and is a predicted model, not a curated record.